Messenger RNA from Dufourea novaeangliae, 1922 nucleotides. It is a transcript of the gene ND-42, whose product is annotated as NADH dehydrogenase [ubiquinone] 1 alpha subcomplex subunit 10, mitochondrial. Bases 40 to 1284 code for a protein of 414 amino acids. Gene Ontology annotation, cellular component: cytoplasm. The transcript has 5 exons. Gene Ontology annotation, biological process: mitochondrial electron transport, NADH to ubiquinone. Lineage: Eukaryota; Metazoa; Arthropoda; Insecta; Hymenoptera; Halictidae. The record is from RefSeq and is a predicted model, not a curated record.
GGGCACAGAAUUGCCAUUAGGUCAUAGUGUCUACGUAUAAUGGCAUCGAUUUUUGGUGUCCGUGUCUCAAAAGUCAAUCCCAUAGGAUGUUUGUCACGAUUAUGUAAGGCAUCAAAAAACCACAAUGUGACACAAGUGGCAUUGAUGACAAGAUUAUCAUUGAAGAUACCUGGGAAUAAACCUCCUCCAUUCCCCUAUUGGAAGAAAACGUAUAAUAUUAUUCGACGGGUGAUGGAUCCAAUCACAUACAGAUUUGACGAAAAUACCAGACUAGUGGUUGUAGACGGGCUUCCUGCUGUCGGGAAGAGCAAAUUUUGUGAAAAGAUAGCGGAUGCUUUUGGAAUGUUGUACAUGCCAGCACCAACGCAAGAUGAUUUGUACAUUAAUCGAUAUGGAUUCGAUGUCCGUACUUUAGACGACCAGUUACCAUUUAUGUGCAAAAGUUUUGACGUACCAAGAUUUUUAGAGAAUCCCCAUGAUAAAAGAGCAGGCUUAUUUCAAGAACAGUUUUUCCUAAUGAGGAUGGAUCAGUACUUUAAUGCAUUGCUUCAUAUAUUAUCGACCGGUCAAGGUGUGGUUCUUAAUCGGUCUGUUUUCUCAGAGAUCAUCUUUGCCGAAGCCAUGUUGAAGGCUGGUUAUAUCCAUGAAGACGUAUACCUGCAUUAUGUCACAAUGAGGAAUACUGCUUUAAAGAAGUUACCAAGACCGCAUUUAGCAGUAUACUUAGAUGUACCCGCAGAACUUGUCCAGGAGAAGAUUAAGCAAAGAGGUAGACCCGAGGAAAUUAACACGAAAGUCUUCAGUACACAAUUCCUGAACGAUAUGAGAGACAGCUACAGAGAGAAAUACCUAAAGCAGUUGGCUACUCACUCGCAUUUAUUAAUUUACGAUUGGUCCAAAGAGGCUGAUUAUAAUAUUGUAGUGGAAGAUAUAGAGGCUAUAGAUUUUGAAAAUUAUGAGAAUAAGAAAUUGAAGGAUUGGGAGUUUGAUGAGGCAGAGGACGUUGUUAUGUUAAGAUACAAGUGUGAUACCGAUUACCGGUUGAGUUUGUAUUGUAAAAUGUUGAUGGCAGGUGAGACAGUAAUGGCUGAAGAUUUAAUACAGACAGCGGAGGAUAGGGAAAAGUCAAAAAAAGUAAUGGCCGAAUGUGACACUGAACAAUUUUCAUACGGAUUCAAUCCAAAAGCCGGCGACAAAAUUCUUUUUAAAGGUAAUCCACGCGACCUCUACUACUUUCGUCGAAAUUCGCAGGAUUUUGUAAAUCGAUCGAAGUAUAUGUCGUGAAGUCUGUAAUAUAAAUAGAACUAGAAUUCGAAGGAAAAGUAAGAGCGUCUUUGAGCUAAUCGAAAGAAAUCAGUGAGAUGCUCGAUUGUUAACGAUAUAAUAAAAUGAAAUGUAGUUCCAAGUUGAGUUUAGGAUUGCUUCACUUUUAGUCAGUCUCAGUGUCAAGGAGCUUUAUCACACAUUAGGAGCUUAAUUCGUCUGAACUUAAGGAUGGAAAAAAUAGAGUGUAUAAUACUUAAUAAUGUUAUUAUUACUCCGUCAUUAUAUUGGGAAACAUACAGCUUAAAAAUAUAAAUUCUUCAUGAAAUUAUAUUGAUUUCAAUGCACGAAAAUGCCCGGCUAUAAGACUUCUGAGAAAUAGAAUAUUAAUUAUUCAUGCAGAAACGGAAAUCACAUAUUCACUGGUCUUUUUGGUACAGUACAAACCGCAUAACCUAUAUAAAUGCUUUGGUUCGUGUAGAAGUUACCGAUGAUAAUUUAUAAAUCUACCGAAUCAGACAACACUUUCGUUCUUCACCACUCUGCAGGUUUAUAAAAUUUAUAUCUGCGGUAUCCGCGCGACAACCUUUUCUAUUCACUUGUGUAACAAGUGAAAAUAAGUGAAGUAAAGUUUGUGUAAAAAUAGUAAAUUCUGAUUA